CGGAUAGCUGCACAAAACAUUCAUUCACGAAGCCAGUUGAAAUAGAUGUGUAGGUGGAGGAGCACACGUCCUUCUUAGAAACUUUUAAAUUACGUAUUUAAAUACGAAACCAUACACUAACUUUUUGUGGCAAGCACAUUAUUUAAAGUGAAUUAUUCUGGAUGGAAAUAAACAUUGAACUUAUAAUAUUGUUUUUAGAAAAGUGAAAUAUCGGGUAUAUAAAAAAUAAUUUAUGAAUGACUGAAUGUUAUUUGAAAAAUACUUGUUUUAUAGAAGAAAGUGUUAAAUCAUCUUCAAGAUGUCUAAAGACAUUUACUUAUGCUGUUUACUUGUUAUCACCAUGCUGAGUGCUGCCGCAGGAGCUGUCAAAGGCCACUGCAAUCGUGAAGAGGACCUACUGCAGAGAUGUUCGAUGGCCCUGCCUGUGCUAAGUUCACCAGAAAUAUCAUUUGCGCUCACUCGAGAGGAAUUGGACAAGAGUUGUGUAGAGCUUCGAAUGGGCAUCAAAUGCAUAGACAACUACACAAAUGUCUGCAUGGAAAAGCACGAGCAAGUUGUCUUCCGCCGAAUCUACGCUGGCAUCACAGACGUAGUCCAAGAAUUAUGUACCAGAGGAAAGUAUCAGGAUGAGUACUUGAAACACGCAGAUUGUGUUAAAAUGGUCAGGUCUGACUAUGAGACUUGCAGUAAGAACUAUGAACUGACGCUGAUGACGUUGGGCAGUCAUCAGCAAGGAGAUCAGUACCAGACUGAUCAGACGGGACUCGUCACUACCCAUGAGGAUCACCUUAGAACUGUUUGUUGUUCAUUCCAAGAGUACCUGAUGUGCUCCGAAGAAACUGUUCAGAGGUCCUGUGGCGACGAAGCGGCCUUAUUCACUAGCGCUUUUCUCAAGAGGAUGGCGUCUAAUAUCAUUAAGAAUUUCUGCUUCGAAUACAACAGGCAAGAAUGCGGUCUACCCGACAAGGGAUCGCACCUCCUCCAUAGUGUUCUAUUAAUCAGUGCUGCCACCCUCACGCACUUAGCAUUUUAUGCAACUGAUAACUUCGUCGCCACGUAAGUUUUUGUGCAAGGAACAAUAUAGAAUUUGAAUUUAGAACGCUGUGCGGUGUGCAAUUGCCAGUAACAAGUUUGUCAAUGACUGAUGCAAUGUGUAAUGAACCGUAAGACAUGAAUUCGGGUGAGUGUUGGAGUUCCUCGGUUAUAAACCUGAUAGAAACUAUUUAUUGUAGUUAUUAUAGAUUAAAAUCUCAUUGUUUUACGCCUUUUUCGUCGUCCAUUGUAAAUUGUGUAAGUAGUAAAUUGUGAGCACUGAGUGUUUUAUGUAAAUAAUUUCACUGCGUUGUUGCCAAAUAAUUGUAGUCAUUGAUAUUUGUAGAUUAUUAUUUUUUAUAUUUUUAACAUUAUUUACCCCGCUAUGGCAUAAGGAAAUGGAGCAUCCAUAGUGUCUAUCAAUGUAAGACUAAUUGUUUGUACUUAUUAAUGUUACCAAUGGUUGACUAUAAAAUAUAAGUUACAUACACUUUUCAAAAGAACGUUCUUUCCUUAAUAACAUCGGUGGUCGGGGUAAAUGGAUCAAUAUUUUUAUGGUAUCGU
This is a messenger RNA of Helicoverpa armigera (cotton bollworm), 1596 nucleotides long. RefSeq lists its product as uncharacterized. Bases 299 to 1060 code for a protein of 253 amino acids. The record is from RefSeq and is a predicted model, not a curated record. The transcript is spliced from 5 exons. NCBI's taxonomy places the organism in Eukaryota, Metazoa, Arthropoda, Insecta, Lepidoptera, Noctuidae.